GACCACGUAAAUGAACCAUUUUCGUAUUAUCCUAUAAAGAAAUUUAGAAGGAGGAAGUCUGAAAGACCAGGCACAAUUGAUCUUUCAAACCAGGAUCUAAAAAAUUCUUAUAGUGUAAAUUAUAUAUGGGAAAGAGAUGUGAAUCUUGAAUGGUCUAAAAGAAUAAUUCUUACAGAUAUUCGAUUUGGGGUUGAUAUGGGCACUAAUGCAAAUUACAUUAGUAGAAAAAAUGUGAAAAUAGUAUACACAAAAGAUGAUAGUAUUCCUAGAAGUCAAAAAAGACCUAGCAAAGAUACUACUAAACAUAAAUCAUCCAGUAAAAAAUCAAAACAGAAUAAGGAAAAAGGCGACAAGAAAAAUUCUAAUACUAUAAAAAAACUUAUUACAGAAUUAAAAUCUAACACCUCUGAACAAAAUAAAAUAACUUCUUACCAAGUAAUAGUUACCGAAGAUGACCCACAGCCUAUCGAUUUUCUAAAUUUAUAUACUAAAAUUACCUCUGCUAAAAGUGAAAAUCAAAAACAAAGUCAAAAAGUAAUUUUUCAAUACUAUAACUUCAGGAUGGCCAUAGCGAAAUGCUUUAAGUUUUAUUAUGAAAAAUCUUAUAAUAUAAAUGAUGCUAAUAGUGAUAUAAACAAAGAAAUUAAAAAACAACUUCCCGAUGGUACUCCUGAAACUACUAUUCGAAAAAGAAAAGAAAGAGCCCAAAAGAUUUUUCACCUAUUUAGUAAGUGGUGUGAACGGAGACUUUCUGGGUCGCCGGUCAUUCAAGGCUUUUCACUGAGCCACGAAACUAGUGUUGGCGCACAGUUAACUUAUCUGAUGCAAAAGGCUUUUCGCCGAUCUAGCACUAAACCCACUGGAACACAAGUGGCUUUUUGGGUUGCGAUGUGUUUCGGUAAACAUCCACAAGAAAAUAAUCAAAAAUGGAAAUAUGAUCAGUGUGGUCAGGAAUGUCAGCAAUUCCAAAGUUUCAGUUGCAAAGCCAUCUUUGAAGAAGAGGGAUCAGGAAGGAAAGCAGAAAACAUAGAUGAUGGUGAGGUAGAUCCAGAUUAUAAUGAGGAUGAUUAUAGUAACUACGAUAUUGAUCCAAAUAUUGAGUUAUCGGAGGAACAGAUACCGGUUCAAAGUUACUUAAAAUAUCCUGAUAAAAAUAGUCCAGAUGACUUUUGGGUGUUGCCUUCUGGAAAAUCUAUUGACAUAAUAAUUCCCCUUGUAAUUUGUACACUUGUAUGUAGCCCGUCGUAUUUAGGAAUCAUACGCAUUGGAUCAAAAAUCAGGAAGCCAGAAUGGAUUGAGCAAAAGGAUUGGGAUUAUUUAAAUUCAAAUGUCGAUUAUCCGCAUUAUGAUUUAUCAACUAAGAUCGAAGAUCUUUUCAUAUUCCCUGAUGAGAGAGGACUUGAGAUUGGCAUGGUUAAAUUAUCUGGUAGCUAUUUAACCAAUGAUCUGCCUCACUAUUUAAAAGAUCACGUAAAGGGGUAUUGGGGAUGCCGUGAUCUCCUUAAUGAUAGAGGCUUAGAUGAUACUCUCAAAGUACUUGAGGAAUUCAAAAGGCCACAUCGUCGAAAUACACUUUUACGCUUUCAAUCUAUAGCAUUAAAAAAUUAUAUUGGUGAUACUAAGAGUUCGCCACAAAAACCUACGGGAAAAAAAUCACGUAUCAUAAAUCCAGCUAUUACUAAUAAACGGAAAGCAUCUACAAAAGAUAUUUCACCGCUAACCGAGAGCCAUUCUCCAGAAAUAGAACAUAGCUCGACCCAAUCUGAAGAGACAAAGUUUCGGCGUGAGCCAGAGCCUGAAACAUCUACAACCUCUUUACCACAAAAUAUUAUUGAUGACGAUUCAGUUGAGAUUCUAGAUUUUCCAGGGCAAAUUGCACAAGAAAAAGAAACAGAGAAUAUCACUCAAGUGAUAGCUGAUGCCAUUCAGGAUACACUUGUGUACGGUUCCGCUGAUAAUAUUGAUAAUAUUCUUUCGGAUUCAAAUCAUGUGAUUGAAAUUUCAGCGACGUCCCUUCGCCAAAAUUCAUCUACAGUCUUGUUACUUGAUUUAGCACAAUUAUUUGAUAAGGCAACCGAUGCUGAACAUUAUACUAUGAAAGCUAACCAGGAAGAAACCUUAUGCUGGAUUACUUACGGGAAAGAAUUUGUAAUUCAGUACAACGAUCUUAUGAAAAAUAGUAAUAGAAAAAUCGGUAAGAAAAAAGCUAAAGAAUUUGAUGGCUUUUCAGAUUCUAACUCGGAAUCCUCUGAUAAUGAAGACGAGGAUGAUGAUUUAG
Molecule: messenger RNA, 2278 nt
Organism: Racocetra persica
Lineage: Eukaryota; Fungi; Glomeromycota; Glomeromycetes; Diversisporales; Gigasporaceae
Source: the annotation of a GenBank genome assembly